Messenger RNA from Anopheles marshallii, 414 nucleotides. RefSeq names its product rutC family protein UK114 (gene UK114). The transcript is spliced from 3 exons. Lineage: Eukaryota; Metazoa; Arthropoda; Insecta; Diptera; Culicidae. The record is from RefSeq and is a predicted model, not a curated record. Gene Ontology annotation, cellular component: cytosol. Gene Ontology annotation, molecular function: deaminase activity. Bases 1 to 414 code for a protein of 137 amino acids.
AUGUCCUCGAUCGUGCGUAAAGUGAUCUCCACUAAGAAGUGCCCGAAAGCAUUGGCACCGUACAACCAAGCCAUCGUGGCUGACCGCACGGUGUACUGUUCCGGUGUUCUCGGUAUGGAGCUGGAUACGUUAAAAUUGGUACCGGGCGGUGCUGGAGCACAAACGGCAAAAGCACUUGAACAUUUGACCAACCUGCUGUCCGAGGCGGGAUCCGGAAUUGAUAAGGUUGUCAAAACGACCGUCCUGCUUGGCGAUAUGAACGAUUACGCCACCGUAAACGAGGAGUACAAGAAAGUUUUCAGCGGCAGCUUCCCAGCCCGAACAUGUUACGGAGGCGUCAAGUUGCCCCUCGGUGCUGCCGUGGAGAUAGAGGCCAUCGCGCUGACCGGAGCUGUGGUAAACAUUUCCGAAUGA